Entamoeba dispar SAW760 is the source of this 2463-nucleotide messenger RNA. RefSeq lists its product as uncharacterized. The transcript has a single exon. Gene Ontology annotation, molecular function: protein-macromolecule adaptor activity. NCBI's taxonomy places the organism in Eukaryota, Evosea, Mastigamoebida, Endamoebidae. Gene Ontology annotation, biological process: vacuole organization; endosome organization; organelle fusion. The record is from RefSeq and is a predicted model, not a curated record. Gene Ontology annotation, cellular component: endosome; HOPS complex. Bases 1 to 2463 code for a protein of 820 amino acids.
AUGGAAGAGCAAUUUUUUUCACUUCCAAUCACGGUUUUGCCUUUUCGUUAUUAUAAUAUUCCAAAAGAAUAUGAGUAUAUUAAGAAUAAAGCAGAUGAUAUACUUUUAAUCGAUAAGAAAAUUAUUAUUGUUUAUAGUAAAAAUGAAGAACAUGUAAUUGUAAACGAUUCUAAAGACAUUUACCUUCAAGGGGACAUUGAUCAAUACCAUAGAGUUGUUGUUGUUACUAGUGAAGGAAGACUUAUUUUUCUUUGUGAACGAGAAAUAAAAAAUGAAAAAACAUCUUAUGAAGAAUUUGAUAUUAAUUUCUUCUUUCCUGAAGAACUUCGACAACGAAAAGGGUGUAAAGUAGUUGGGAUUUCAUUUUAUCAUGUUGAGUCGUUUGAAAUAAGAGCUGUUGUAUUUACUAAUGACAAAUGUAUAUUUACACUAAGUUUUUUUACUAAUCAAAUUCCAAUCAACGCUAAAACAAAAUGUAUUUAUAUUUCAUCUUCAUACAAAGAAAGUUGGAAUGGAUUUGGUGCUAUUGAAAGUAUAAAUGGAAUAGUUGUAGUGUGUUGUACUGGAAAGGAAGUUGGAAGAAUUGUAUUUGAUAAGUUAUGGCAUGGAAGUUAUGAGAGUAUAGAUAAAAUUGAAUAUGAUAAUAAGAAUAAUAAAGGAAGUGUUGAGGUAAUUAAAAGAGAAGGGGUAUAUGAUAUCAUUUGGAAUUCUUCUGAAUUAUUUAAUAUUAAUCCACAUGAUAAAGAGAUGAUAUAUAAAUUUAAUGACACACUUUCAUUUGAUCAAAUUACAAAUGAAUUAAUUAUAAAAAAAAAUAGUUUAAAGCCAUUUAUUAAGAAGACAGAAUUUGAAGAGAAAGUAUUCGUAUUAAAUACGAAUGGAAGUGUAGAAGUAAUAGACGAUACAAACGGAACAAAAACUAUUAUAAGAAUUGAGGGUAAAGGAAGAUGGAUGAUUAAUGAUGAUAAAACAAUGUGGAUUUUAACUGAUCAAUGUUUAUAUAGAAUUACAAAACAAAGUAAUGAAGAGAAAGAGGUAAUUAAUUUGUUUAAGUUAAAUGAAAUAAAAGAUGAAGAAGAGGUUAGAAUUUUAAUACAUAAAGAACUUGAUGAGUGUCAAAUAAAUAGUAAGAAAAAAAUUAUUUUAUAUUGUUGGAGUAUUAUUAUGGAUAUUAAAUCUCUUCAAAAGAGUGUAAUAGAACGAAGAAAAGAAUAUAUCGAAAGUAUUAAAAAUACAUUACAAUUAUCAAUCAAAAUGAAAGAAGGAAUUGAUUAUCAUAUUAUUAGAUAUAUUAUUGAGAUGAGUGGAUUAGAUGAUUUGUUUAUUGAAUAUUGUCAUAUAUGUAAUGACAUUGAAGGAUAUAUUAAUUAUUUAAUAAACAAAGAACAAGAUGAUGAAGUAUUUAAAGAAAUGAAAUCACUUUUUAAUUCUUCAUCUUCUUUUAAUGUAAGUAAUCAAAGAAUGAAAGCACAAUAUUUCUUAGAAAAAUAUUUUAGUAUUUUGUAUUAUAGAAAUAAUGACAAAACCAUUCAAUUCUUAUCUUCAGUCGAAUUUUGUCUCUUUCCAUCAUUCUUCACUGGGUUGGCUUCAUUUAAAGAUCAAAAGAAGUCAAUUCAAUUUGCACAUCAAUUAUUACUUACAAUUGAAUCAAAAAAUGGAUUUAAUCUAGACUUAUGUGAAUUUAUUUUUUGGGGAAUGGUUCGUUAUUGUACUGACGAAGAAUUACUUGAAUUUAUGAAAGAAAAACCUAUUAGACUUGAGUGUGUUUUAAACCUUCCUUUAAAACAUUACUUUAAAAACCACAAAAGAAGUUAUUUAUUUAUUUUGGAAAAUAAACAAAUGAUUGAAGGAAUGAUUGAAAUUUUCAUUGAGUUAAUUAAAGAAGAAAAAAAAUAUGAAGAUGUAGAAAAGGCAAUUGAGUUAACUUGUAGUAUUGAAAUACAAGAAAAGAAAGAAGAUUAUUUAAUAAAAAUAUUUAAUACUUUUAUUAAAAGUAACUGUGAAGAAAUAACUAUUAUUCAACUCAUUAAAAAAUAUUCAGUACCAAUUAAUCUAAUUAUUGACCUACUUCCUUCUCAAUGGCAUAACAAAGAAUUAAUUGAACUAUUAACCACAUCAAUUGAAACAAUUGGUAAUGAAAUAGAAAGAAUCCAAAAUGAAAUUGACAAAACUAUAGAAAUAACAAAUAGUUCAUUUGAUUUCAAUAAAAGUUUAUUUGUUUGUAUUACAAAUCAUUGUAGUUUAUGUAAUGAAAGUAUCAAAGAAAAAGAACAAUUUGUAUUAUUUGCUUGUGGUCAUAUUUUUCAUCCCUCUUGUAUUAAAAAAGAAUUUAUCAAUAAUAAAACACCAUUUGCUUUAACACAUCAAACACAACUUGAAACCGAAUGUCCAUUAUGUGGAGAACACCAAAUCCAACUAAUAGACCUUCCAUAUUUUUCACCAUCUUCCUAUUGGGAUUUAUGA